GAGAGAGAGAACCCAAUUUUCCCACACAAGUACGCAACGCAACAAGUCAUCGUAUGGAGUUAGAUCUGUAUUUAUGAGGAAUUGAACUUGUAUGGUUGAGGGGUCUUUUUGAGAAUUGGAUGAGUAAGGUGGUUGUGGUUGGUGGGCUGUAUAGUAUAGGCUUUGCCAAAGAGAAUUUGGAGAGAACGGGAAGGGAUUGUGGGUUGGUGAUUCGGAGUUGGUGUAGGUGGGGCAAAUGCGGCUGAUUUUGUGAUUCGCUACCAAAUUUGUUUGAGUUUUGAAUUUUCAGUGAAUUUUUGUUUUUUUUUAUCUGAUCCGAAGAAAGAUCAAGAAACGAAGACGGAGUUUGUGGCGGUGUUGGAUUAGGAGGUUGUUGAAUCAUGCAGCAAGAUCAGCGUAAAAAGAGUCUAAAAGAGAUGGACUUCUUCACUGAAUAUGGGGAUGCCAAUAGAUACAAAAUUCUGGAAAUUAUUGGAAAGGGAAGUUAUGGAGUUGUUUGUGCUGCCAUUGACACACAUACUGGUGAAAAGGUGGCAAUAAAGAAAAUAAAUGACAUUUUUGAGCACAUCUCUGAUGCUGUUCGAAUUUUGCGUGAGAUCAAGUUGCUCAGGCUUUUACGGCAUCCAGAUAUUGUUGAAAUCAAGCGUAUCAUGCUGCCACCAUCAAGGCAGGACUUUAAAGACAUUUAUGUUGUUUUUGAGCUCAUGGAGUCCGACCUUCAUCAAGUCAUCAAAGCUAAUGAUGACUUGACACAUGAUCAUCAUCGUUUUUUCCUCUAUCAGAUGCUACGUGCAUUAAAAUAUAUGCAUACAGCAAAUGUUUAUCAUCGAGAUCUUAAACCGAAGAAUAUUUUAGCAAAUGCAAAUUGCAAACUCAAAAUAUGUGAUUUCGGUCUUGCAAGAGUUGCAUUUAGUGACACUCCAACAACAAUAUUUUGGACGGACUAUGUUGCUACAAGAUGGUAUAGGGCUCCUGAGCUGUGUGGAUCAUUCUUCUCUAAGUAUACUCCUGCUAUUGAUAUCUGGAGUAUUGGCUGCAUUUUUGCGGAGGUAUUGACAGGAAAGCCGUUGUUUCCUGGUAAAAGUGUUGUCCAUCAGUUAGAAUUGAUCACAGAUCUUCUUGGGACACCCUCAGCAGAUACUAUUUCUGGAGUUCGAAAUGAGAAGGCUAGGAAAUACUUGAUAGAUAUGCGGAGAAAACAUCCUGUUCGUUUUACAGAGAAAUUUCCUAAUUCAGAUCCUUUAGGACUUCGACUAUUACAAAGGCUGUUAGCAUUUGAUCCGAAGGAUCGGCCAACUGCUGAAGAGGCGCUGGCAGAUCCUUACUUCAAGGGCCUGGCCAAGGUCGAAAGGGAACCUUCUUGUCUGCCAAUUUCAAAGUUAGAGUUUGAAUUUGAGAGGCGGCGAGUGACAAGGGAGGACAUUAGGGAACUAAUAUUUCGUGAGGUACUAGAAUACCAUCCUCAAUUGCUCAAAGACUACAUGUCGGGAAAUGAAGGCGCAAAUUUUCUUUAUCCCAGUGCUAUUGGUCAAUUCAGAAAGCAAUUUGCAUAUCUCGAGGAAAAUGGUGGUAAAAGCGGGCCAGUUAUACCGCCAGAGAGAAAGCAUGUCUCCCUCCCUCGGUCUACAGUAAACUCUAGUACAAUCCCUCCCAGAGCACAUCCAAAUAUAGGGUCAUUUGGUAAUCAGCAAAUUACAGAAGGGGUUUGUAAUAACACUAGAGUUACAGAUGCAAUUUCUGGAAAUUCACUGAAGCCUUCGCAGCCUCCACCUAGGGUGCCUGCAGCCAAACCAGGAAGAGUUGUUGGGCCUGUUCUACCAUACGAGAGUGGCAGAAAUAUCAGUAAUACCUAUGAUGCGAGGGUAGCAGUCCGGAACACAGUUCCACCUCAGGCCAUCUCCCCGAAUUAUUUUUUAAGAACUAACGCCGUGAAUCAAAAAAAGCCUGGGGCAGAAGCGGAGAGGGAUUCUGCACAAAUCAAACAGCCCCCACAAUGCAACUUAGCCAAACAGGCGACUGGCAUGACUAUUGACAAUAACAGUAACAAUCGUUACCAACCAUCGAGGAAAGCAGGUCAAUUUAAUGAUCAGAUCAUGAUCGAUGCAAAAUUAGUGCAGGCGCAGUCUCAGUUUGGUGCAAUUAGUGCUGCAGCUGUUGCUGUUGCUGCUCACAGAGAGGUUGGAUCUGUUCGGUUUGGAUUGUCUUAGAGGUUGGAUCUGUUCGGUUUGAAUUCAGCAUUACGAUCUGCAAAUUAGAGAGCGAGGAGGGGUGAUUGGAGUCUCUUCUCUGGGAGGCAGGUCUGUCUUGUUUCAGUCCGCUCUUAUUAGUUACAAAUUGUUCCUUGUAAAAUUAUAUGAAUAGCAUCAUUGAAUUAUAAAUGAGACAUAAUUGCUUUUCAACCUUUUAUUUUUUAUUUUUUUUCUUUCAUAGUUAACCUUUUAUUUA
This is a messenger RNA of Cornus florida, 2445 nucleotides long. RefSeq names its product mitogen-activated protein kinase 19-like. The transcript is spliced from 11 exons. Gene Ontology annotation, molecular function: MAP kinase activity; ATP binding. Gene Ontology annotation, cellular component: nucleus; cytoplasm. The record is from RefSeq and is a predicted model, not a curated record. Gene Ontology annotation, biological process: protein phosphorylation; intracellular signal transduction. The coding region runs from base 381 to 2207 and encodes 608 amino acids. NCBI's taxonomy places the organism in Eukaryota, Viridiplantae, Streptophyta, Magnoliopsida, Cornales, Cornaceae.